CACACCAUCAUAGCAGUGGAGCAGGACCAGCUGGGACAGGGUCCUUCUGUGACACCUGCUGCAUCACCAGGCUGUGGGAACUGACUCAAUUGCCAGAACUCACAGAAUAGCAGUAUCAGCACCAAAACCUCACAGGAAAAAUGGUAAGUUCUAAGUUUCUCCAUUAAUAGUAACUCUCAGAUUAAUCUCUGUCAUCCAUCACUUCUCCAAGAAAUAACUUUUUAGGGUGACGUGCCAGGCGCCAUGUUGGAGGGUUGGUGGUAGCGGCUUGGGGGAGGUGCUCGCUCUGUCGGUCUCCCUCUCUCACACGUUUCCCUGGCUCCCUUCGUUCCCCCCCACCCCACUUGGCCUGCGAGCUGGAGUGUGUGCGAGGGAGUGGGAGGACGUGGCGGGGUGGGGGGAAGAGUUCCGGUCCCCAAGAGACCCGCAGAGGGAGGCGGAGGCUGUGAGGGACUCCAGGAAGCCAUAGACAUUGACAGGCUCCAGGAGGCACUGGAAGACUUUGAGAAGAGGGGGAAAAAGAAAGUUUGUCCUGUCCUGGAUCGGUUUCUUUGUCAUGUAGCCAAGACUGGAGAAACAGAUUCAGUGGUCCCAAUUUAAAGGCUAUUUUAUUUUCAAACUGGAGAAAGUGAUGGACGAUUUCAGAACUUCAGCUCCUGAGCCAAGAGGUCCUCCCAACCCUAAUGUGGAAUAUAUUCCCUUUGAUGAAACAAAGGAAAGAAUACUGAAAAUUGUCACUGGAUUUAACGGUAUCCCUUUUACUAUUCAGCGACUAUGGGAAUUGUUAAGAGAUCCAAGGAGAAACUAUACAGGAACAGACAAAUUUCUCAGAGGAGUAGAAAAGAACGUGAUGGUUGUUAGCUGUGUUUAUCCUUCUUCAGAGAAAAACAAUUCCAAUAGUAUAAAUCGAAUGAAUGGUGUUAUGUUUCCUGGAAAUGCACCAAGCUAUACUGAGAGGUCUAAUAUAAAUGGGCCUGGGACACCCAGGCCACUUAAUCGACCAAAGGUUUCUUUGUCAGCCCCCAUGACAACAAAUGGGUUGCCUGAGAGCACAGACAGCAAAGAGGCACAUAUGCAGCAAAAUGAAGAGAAAAAUCACAGUGACUCUUUGACAUCUGAAUCAGAAGUCUCCUUAGUGAGCCCUUUGAAAAAUAAACAUCCAGAUGAAGAUGCUGUGGAAGCUGAGGGGCAUGAGGUAAAAAGACUCAGGUUUGACAAAAAAGACGAAGUCAGAGAAACAGCCAGUCAAACGAUUUGCAGCGAAAUUUCUUCAGUUAUGGUAGAAGAAACAGAAGCAUCAUCUUCAUCUCAGGAUAAAGAUAAAGAAAGCCGUUGUAUCCAGCCGUGUACAGAAGAGGAUGAAGAAGAGGACGAAGAGGAAGAAGAAGAGUCUUUUAUGACAUCAAGAGAAAUGAUCCCAGAAAGAAAAAAUCAAGAAAAAGAAUCUGAUGAUGCCUCAACUAUGAAUGAAGAGACUUCUGAGGAAAAUAAUCAGAUGGAGGAAUGUGAUGUGUCUCAAGCUGAGAAAGAUUUACUACAUUCUGAAGGUAAUGAAAACGAAGGCCCUGAAAGUAGUGGUUCUUCUGACUGCCGUGAAACAGAAGAAUUAGCAGGAUCCAAUUACAGUAAAACUGGAGAGAUUCUUUCAGAAUCAUCCAUAGAAAAUGAUGAUGAAGCCGCAGAAGUCACCGAUGAACCAAUGGAACAAGGUUAUGUAGAAACAUUUAGAUGCAGUAUUUUACAUACAGUUCUGGUUUUAAUACCGUAUAAAACUUUUAUGUACAAAAGUAGACCUUCCGUUUUACAAGACAAGCAGGUUGUAAAAUAA
This is a messenger RNA of Pongo pygmaeus (Bornean orangutan), 1828 nucleotides long. Its product is annotated as serine/threonine-protein phosphatase 4 regulatory subunit 2-like. Gene Ontology annotation, cellular component: protein phosphatase 4 complex; cytoplasm; nucleus. The record is from RefSeq and is a predicted model, not a curated record. Lineage: Eukaryota; Metazoa; Chordata; Mammalia; Primates; Hominidae. Gene Ontology annotation, molecular function: protein phosphatase regulator activity.